Messenger RNA from Penicillium crustosum, 1701 nucleotides. RefSeq lists its product as uncharacterized. The transcript has 3 exons. Bases 1 to 1701 code for a protein of 566 amino acids. Lineage: Eukaryota; Fungi; Ascomycota; Eurotiomycetes; Eurotiales; Aspergillaceae. The record is from RefSeq and is a predicted model, not a curated record.
AUGAACAAUCAAUACGAUCGUGCGAUGCGUGAGCAAUGGGACUCCAGCCUCAUGGGAGCGCAGUUCUGGGACUAUGUGACGAGAAGUUUCCAGGAACGUGCUAGAAAUGAGGGACAAGCCCUAACUGGCCAAUUGCCGCAUCAAAGCUCUACCCAGUCGCCUUCCAAAAGUCAUGUUCAGACUACAGUGACAAGCUCUACCGAGAAGAGUCCAAAGAAGCAGAAGAGUCGCUUGGAACUCUCUCGUCUGGCUUCUUUCAAUAGCACCAGACUCCGAAACACCAUUCAUCCCUCCCCCCCAAGGACUCAUACUCCAACCUCGCCUGAAAAGAGUCCCGAGACGAGCCAGAAGACUUCAAAGAAAGGUAGCCUGCGUCUUCCAAGACUGCCUUCCUUUACGUCUUCCAGUCUCAAGCGCCGAGGCCCAAUCCUCGCUUCAACUACAGGCAUUGUUGAACUCCAGAAGCCUACCCGGCCUUCCAUCCUGUCUCCUUCGACCUUCCUUCCACCUGAAUCUCCUCCUACUUUCUUCCCUCCUGAAUAUCCUAUUCCUCCCAUUACCACGGCCCCCCGUCCUGCCUUUCGUUCUCUCUACAGAGGACCGUCUGCUGCUAAUCUAGAUAUUGUACCCCCCAUAGCUCCCGAGGACCCUUAUCCUUUUUCCACAAUUUCUCCUAACCGUCGGAGCAUUAUCAGUUUUCAAGAGUGGCUUGAGCGACCAAGUGACCCUCUCCCUGAAUCUGUGCCUACUCCUCGCCCAGCUCACAGUUCUCAAAUAAACUUGAUGGCUUACCUCAACGAUGGUGGCACCUGGGAUAAUAUCCCACGCACCAAGCCAGUUCUCGAACUGAACAUGCUUUGUGAUGCUCGCAAGGCCUCACCAAAUGAUCGUGUUGGUCCGGAAGAUGACCAGAUCAUUUAUAAAGGUACUAUGUCUGAUGCGGCCAUUGAGGCCAAUGUUCCUGUUGCGAACGAGACUGCGACUGACAGCCUGGGAGCCCACCACUCCCCCAAGGAACCAGAGGGUGAGGUUAAGAUCAGAAUCACCAUUCCCUCUGAGGAGAACUUGCGACCUUUAGUCGAGUUUCGCAACCUGCGUGUGCUGCGUCUAACUGGUAUGUUUAAAUCAUACCAGAGUGUCAUCUGGCAGGCAGUCUGGUUGAACUCCCAGCUCACAACCCUCGAGCUGGAAAUGACAGUGGGACUGGAAAUCAAAAAGCCAGGUCCAAGGGGCUGGAAGCCCAUCACGGAUGGAUGGGUGAUGAAUGUGAAGUCGUUUGGCGCGCCCGUUUACCAUGGCGAGCACGGCAACGGAGAGAUCUCGAGCAAAAUCGGGUACGGCGAGUACCUUGACAAGUUCUGCAUCGAGAAGGCAAGGCUUCUUGCCGGCGCCACCAGGUUCCCCGUCCCCCGCUACCUGCCGGUCAAGCAUCUCACCUUGGCCGGCUUCGCCGUGGACGGGGAUGCGUUCGGGAUGUGGUUCCGGAACCUCGAGGAGGUUCACUUCAAGAAGGACUGCAUCGACUGCGGUUUCUGGUUGUCUCGCGCCCAGCGAGACGUUCGAGUUCGUCACUCGAACAACCUCGGAGUGGCCCGGGGUAAUGACGGGCCCUCCGGGGCCAGCUCCAUGGAGGAGCUCGAUGAGGAUGAGCUUGCCGAGCUCACCGCUGCGGUGGGAGGUCUGGGGGUCUCCAGGAUGUGA